UUAUGGAUCAGAGAUUAAAGACGUCCGCAAAAUGAUAUGAUACGGGCGCACCUACAAUAGCGCACCUAGAGGCGGUAUAAAUAACCCCUAACAGCAUUGCGCGCGCGCCCCUUCACCCUUUGCUAAAUUGGGUAGCAGUGCCGAUAAACGAUCUGAAGCGAAAGAGAAGAGCAUACGGAAGGAAAUUAAAAUGGGUGCAGAGAGAGAAAGUCUGACUGAUUUUUCGAGGGAGUCAGUAGACAAAGUUGUGAGACGUGUUAAUGCGCGUGGAUCAUCAGGAACAAAAGGAAAUGGCAAGCAAGUCGUUGUGGAUACAGGGGUUACGUGGAGUGAUUUGGAUGGGGGAAAUUUCAGGGAUUCUCUGAGGAACAACGAUGACGAAAUAGAUGAUAUAGAUUGGGAAGAUGGGUCUAAUUCGCUUUUGGAUUCUGCAAGCAAUCAUCAUUUGGGUGAUGAUAGCACUAGGACGGUGACUAUUGAAUUUAGUGAGUCUCUUGAUUUUGCUAAGCGGAAGCCUGUUCGUCGUGCUACAUCUGAAGAAAAGGAAUUGGCGGAGAUUGUCCAUAAGGUUCACUUGCUUUGUUUACUUGCUAGGGGCAGAUUAGUUGACAGUGCUUGUGAUGAUCCUCUUAUUCAGGCCUCUUUACUCUCUCUCCUACCAUCACACUUGUUGAAGGUAUCGGGGGUCCCAAAACUUUCUGCUAAUGCUUUGUCUCCCCUUGUUAGCUGGUUUCAUAAUAACUUUCAUGUUAGAAGCUGUGCCAGUGAGAAGAGAUCAUUUCAGAAAGCUUUGGCCUUUGCACUUGAAACUCGUGAGGGAACUCCAGACGAGAUUACUGCUUUGUUUGUGGCGCUAUUCAGAGCUUUGAAGCUUACAACUCGGUUUGUGUCCAUUCUAGAUGUUGCCUCCUUAAAACCGAGUGUUGAUAGAUGUGAAUCCUCAAGUCAAGAUAAAAGCAGAGUGCACAGUGGGAUAUUCAAUAAUUCAACGUUGAUGGUAAAUAGACAAAGAGAGUUUAUCACUCCACCUGUUGAAUCAUUCUCUUACAAUGAAAAAAACAAUAUGUGUGAAACUUCUUCAAAGCUUCCUUGGAAAAGUAAAAUUAGCUAUCCAAGGGGUGAGCAAACUUGUUCUAAGGAUCCCCCUGACACAAUUGAAUUGAAAAAUCAAACAACAGAUACAUUUUCGUGUGAGGCUCAGGAUAGGGUCUCUGAAUCAUGCUCUAGCCCAAAAUGUCAGGGUUCAAAGAGGAAGGGUGAUCUUGAGUUUGAAAUGCAGAUUCAAAUGGCCAUGUUCGCAACAGGAAUUACAACUCCUCAGAGUAGCAUGAGAUCAGAUGUGAGAAGCUCGACCAGUGAUUCAUCAAAGAUUGCUUCUCCACUUAAAAGAAUUAAAACAAUUGCAAGUGAAGGAUCUCCCUCCCAUGGAAUCUCAACUGCAGUUGGAUCACAAAAAAUAGGAUCUCCUCUGUAUUGGGCAGAAGUAUACUGCAGUGGAGAGAAUUUGACAGGAAAGUGGGUGCAUGUAGAUGUGGUAAAUGCUAUUAUAGAUGGAGAACAGAAGGUUGAAGCUGCAGCUGCUGCAUGUAAAACAUCUUUGAGAUACGUGGUUGCUUUUGCUGGGCAUGGUGCCAAAGAUGUAACCCGCAGAUACUGUAUGAAGUGGUACAAGAUAGCGCCACAACGUGUUAACUCAGAUUGGUGGGACGAAGUGUUGGCCCCAUUGAGGGGGCUAGAGUCUGGAGCAACUGGAGGGCCUGAAGUAGCUGAGAGGAACAUUGAUAUAGAAUCUUCUGAGAGGAAUUCUUCUGUUGCUACUAGAAACUCUCUUGAGGAUGUGGAGUUGGAAACUAGGGCACUAACUGAGCCUCUGCCCACUAAUCAGCUGGCCUAUAAAAAUCAUCAACUUUAUGCUAUUGAAAGGUGGCUUACAAGGUGCCAGAUACUGCAUCCCAGAGGUCCCACUCUGGGUUUUUGUUCUGGACAUCCAGUUUACCCCCGUGCUUGUGUGCAAACGCUCAAAACAAAAGAAAGAUGGUUGCGUGAAGGGCUGCAGGUUAAAUCCAGCGAACUUCCAGCAAAGGUGUUGAGACAAUCUGGAAAGCUUAAGAAAGUAAAACUUUUAGAAGAUGAUGAUUAUGAUGGGGCCGAGCCUAGAGGAACUAUUGAACUUUAUGGGAAAUGGCAACUAGAACCCUUGCAGCUCCCACAUGCUGUAAAUGGGAUUGUGCCAAAGAAUGAGCGUGGUCAAGUUGACGUGUGGUCUGAGAAGUGUGUGCCACCUGGGACAGUGCACUUGCGACUUCCAAGGGUAUUUCAUGUUGCUAAGAAAUUGGAAAUUGACUAUGCACCUGCCAUGGUUGGUUUUGAAUUCAAAAAUGGCCGAUCUUUUCCUGUCUUUGAGGGCAUUGUGGUGUGUGCUGAGUUCAAGGAUGCCAUUUUAGAGGCUUAUGCUGAAGAAGAAGAGAGAAGAGAGACCGAAGAAAAGAAAAGAUAUGAAGCACAAGCUAUCUCUAGGUGGUAUCAACUUCUUUCGUCUGGCAUAACUCGACAAAGGUUACAAAACUGUUAUGCAAACAGUUCGUUGCAAAUGUCAAGCAACAUCCAAGAUAAAAAUUACAAAUCAGAUGUACAUGAUAGUAAUCAACCUCGAAAGCAAUCCCGGGGAUGCCAAAAAGAAGACGCACAGAAUACUGUAUCUGAAGUUCCUCCAGUAGAUCAAACUGAAGAUCAUGAGCAUGUAUUUUUGGUAGAAGAAGAGAGAUUUGAUGAGGAGAUUUCAGUGAAGACGAAGCGGUGUCACUGUGGAUUUUCGGUCCAAGUGGAGGAAUUAUAGCACUACCAACUUGCAUCUAUCACAUGAUGGUUCUCAGGGUACCAGUUUCAGGUAUAAUCUUUCAAGUUUAUCAGCAAGUGAAGCCCGUUGUAUUUUACUGUAGACAAGGCUUCAAUAUGGUGGUGUAAUAUUGUGCUAAUCACAGGUCUUUUUUUUUUUCCCCUUCCAUUUUGAUCUACAUAUUAUUUAGCAGUAGUAGCCAUGCCUGACUCUUUCCAAGAUCAGACAGGGCGAUAGUUGUAAGUAAUUUUCCAGGGACAUGAGUUUUAGGAGAAAUCUGCAAUUAUUCAAUUUAUAGACAUAUAAUUAUUCCCUAA
Manihot esculenta (cassava) is the source of this 3153-nucleotide messenger RNA. RefSeq names its product DNA repair protein RAD4. Gene Ontology annotation, biological process: mismatch repair; nucleotide-excision repair. The transcript is spliced from 13 exons. NCBI's taxonomy places the organism in Eukaryota, Viridiplantae, Streptophyta, Magnoliopsida, Malpighiales, Euphorbiaceae. Gene Ontology annotation, cellular component: XPC complex; nucleotide-excision repair factor 2 complex; nucleus. The record is from RefSeq and is a predicted model, not a curated record. Gene Ontology annotation, molecular function: damaged DNA binding; single-stranded DNA binding. The coding region runs from base 191 to 2836 and encodes 881 amino acids.